Molecule: messenger RNA, 634 nt
Organism: Ceratosolen solmsi marchali
Lineage: Eukaryota; Metazoa; Arthropoda; Insecta; Hymenoptera; Agaonidae
Gene: ND-B17
Product: NADH dehydrogenase (ubiquinone) B17 subunit
Exons: 4
Coding region: 50-565 (171 amino acids)
Biological process (GO): mitochondrial electron transport, NADH to ubiquinone
Source: RefSeq, a predicted model, not a curated record
ACUCAUAACCUAUUAUUCAACAGUAUUGGUCUGCAGAACAGAAAACAAAAUGGGUGGAUCAAAUGAUAUUGCUAACAAAUAUGGAUGUUCUGAGAGUGGUGGUGUCAAAGUUAUGGGAAUUCAAGGUAGAAUGGGAAGAGAAAGAGAGCGUAUGUUAGGUAUGACAGAAGCAGAACGUGCUUGGCGUGCUAAAUGGGUAAAAGAUCAGAUUUUACACAAUGAACCUAUAAUACCACAAAAUUAUUACAAAGAACGAUACAAUCCAAUCAGAAGAUUUUAUAGAACACCUUUAAAUAAACUAGAGGCAGCAUUGGUUCCAAUUGCUGGAUUUCAAACAGCUCAAUUUACAAGACACUGUAUUGCAAAAAUGGGAAUGUUAAUAUUGGGUAUAUAUUGCGCACACUAUUAUAUGAAAUAUAACAGAGGUAAUUGGACCAGUAAAAAAGGAUGGAAACUUACUUCAUCUUCAAUAGCAUUAUAUCCUGGUGAUCCUGAUUUUCCAAAUAUGAAAGAAAAAAAACCUCAAGACUAUGCUACAUUUGGAUUUGAAAAUUCACCUAUUUAAAUGUUGCUAAUAAAAUUGUACACAAUAGAAUAGUUAGAUUUUCAAUUAAUAAAUUAUAUAUAAUAAUUA